CAAAACUUUUUCUCAACUUUUUCGCACUAGUUGGAAAAUUGCAGAAUCUUAUAAAAAAUAGUUAUAAAAUAAGUUUGGUGUAUCAAAUCAUAGGUGUGCAAUUUGCAAAGCGUACAGAGGCAACAAAACAAUUUGUUAACUGUUUGAGUGGCUGAUUGGUCGGUAAGGUCUACGUCAUCCAACUUACCGUUCCGCUUGUUGGCUUCAACGCUUUUAUUAGCAACACACGCACACACAUCUAUAUCAAGUAAAAAAUUUAGAUCAUCAAUUACGGCACCGGGAUACUGUAACGGACACGGGCCUAAAUGUCGGAGAGAAGUUUAAAAGUAGGUGCGCGGGUCGACAUAACCGGCAAGGAUCUACAAGGAACCGUUGCCUAUGUUGGUAUGACCCACUUCGCCGUUGGCAAGUGGGUGGGCGUGGUGCUUGAUGAGCCGAAAGGUAAAAACAAUGGUGUUAUCAAAGGGCAGACAUAUUUUGAAUGUGGAGAAAAUUAUGGUAUGUUUGUGCGACCAACACAACUUCGUGUCAUUGGCGGCAGUCCGGAUUCCAAGAAGUCUUCUGAGGAUGUUGCUGAUUCGGCGAGUAGCAGCAGUAGUGCCAGAACGCCCAUAGCCCAACCCACUAAAGCACGGUUGAGCGGGUCACGUAACUCGCUCUCUUCCAGCCGCCAAUCAUUGCUGGGCUCACGCACUCAACUGUCGACAUCGCUUAUCGAACGUAGUGGUAGCACAGCAAGUAGUUCAAGUGGCGGCCGGAAGAGUUUACAACCACCCAGUACAACAGCCAGGGAUCGCACUAUAGGCUCUGCCACAGCAUCCAGUGCAUCUAUACCCACGGCUGAGGGUGGCGGUAAUGGUAAUGCCUCGCAUUCAACUUCGAAGCGUGCUUCCUUCGUCGAAACGGGUUUCCUUGAGAUUCUCAAGCCGCAAUUUACGCCAUUACAGCCAACGCGCUCACCUUCUUUCACAGCCACUCCACAAGGACCAACAGCCGAGGAGAAAGCAGCAGCAGCUGAACAGCAGAAACUUAUCGAAGAUUUACAGACGCAAAAUACCGAUUUAAAUGAAAAACUUGAAACUCUAAAGCAACGACGCAAUGAAGAUAAAGAGCGUCUACGCGAAUUCGAUAAAAUGAGAAUUCAAUUUGAGCAACUACAAGAGUUCCGUAGUAAAAUUAUGGCAGCACAGGCUUCGUUGCAAAAAGAAUUGCAGCGUGCAAAGCAAGAGACAAAAGAUGCUAUCGAAGCACGCGAAAGACACGCACAGGAAAUGUCCGAAUUGGCCGAUAAUGUUGAACUCAUUACGCUAGACAAGGAAAUGGCAGAGGAAAAGGCAGACACAUUACAACUCGAAUUAGAAUCGGCCAGGGAGCGCAUUGAAGAACUGCAAGUAGACUUAGAGCUGUUGCGUUCUGAGAUGCAAAACAAAGCUGAGACCUCGAUUAGUGAAAUAUCCGGCGAAGGUGGUGGUGUUUUGUCCACAUAUGAAUUCAAACAAUUAGAACAACAGAAUUUACGUUUGAAGGAGACACUAGUACGUUUGCGCGACCUAUCUGCUCAUGACAAGCACGAUAUACAGAAGUUGACAAAGGAAUUGGAAAUGAAAAAGUCUGAGGUGGCUGAAUUGGAACGUACAAAGGAGAAGUUAUCGAGCAAAAUUGAUGAAUUAGAGGCGACAGUCGCCGACUUGCAGGAACAAGUCGAUGCAGCACUCGGCGCUGAAGAGAUGGUCGAACAAUUGGCCGAAAAGAAAAUGGAACUUGAAGAUAAAGUGAAAAUGCUCGAGGAAGAGGUAGCGCAGCUGGAGGCACUUGAGGAAGUACACGAACAGCUGGUGGAGAGCAACCACGAAUUGGAAAUGGAUUUGCGUGAAGAGUUGGAUUUGAUGAGUGCCGCACGUAAGGAGGCACUGCGUGAACGUGAUGCCGCUAUUGAGACUAUCUACGAUCGCGAUCAGACAAUCACCAAAUUCCGCGAGCUGGUACAGAAACUGAACGAACAGCUAUUAGAUUUGCGUGAUCGUACAGCCAACAAUGAUCCGAAAUCACUGCAAGAUGCCAAUGGCGUUAAGAUCGCUAGUGAAACAAUUGAUUAUAAGCAAAUGUUUGCCGAAUCCAAAGCGUAUACACGCGCCAUUGAUGUGCAGCUUCGCCAAAUCGAGUUGACGCAAGCGAAUGAGCAUGUGCAAAUGUUGACCGCUUUUAUGCCCGAAUCGUUUAUGAGUCGUGGUGGUGAUCACGAUUCGAUAUUGGUAAUUUUAUUAAUCUCACGCAUCGUCUUCAAAUGCGGCAUUGUAGUCAGCCAGACACGCGAGCGCUUCCCCGCGGUUGAGAAUGUGACACGUGAAGCAGUUUUCCAAGGACAUUCUGUGCAACAGUAUGCCUUCAAGUGUCGUCUCAUGCACUACAUACACAAUCUACAGUGUGCACUCCAUCAAAUACUCUACGGACUCAACAGCUGUCAGCCCGAUACAUUGUUGCGUGCCGGCAAUUCACUGCCCGAAAUGGUUGCACAGGAGAAAACUAUCGAUGGUAUUAUUGAGUUGUUGAAAUCGAAUCAAUUGGAUGAGAAUUCCACCACAGAGAAUAUAGAGAAAUGUGUGGCUUUCUUUAAUGCCAUGAACUCAGUGUUGUUAGCCGGCGAAGAUCUACUCAAUGAAACACAAAUGAUACGUGAUUGCGUCGCUGCUUUGGGUUCGGCCUGUGAGUCGAUUUUGAAUGAUGUUACCAUUGCACGUACGAUUGUGCGUGAAGGCGGUGAUACCAGCGACUCUAUGCUACUCAUGCAAUACCUCAAUGAACAGACGGAGGCCAUCAAACAACAGGUUAAACUUAUUAAGCGUCGCCUACCGCAGGACAUACAUGUCAUCAAAUGCGGCAUAUCGCCACUCAAACUGGAGGCGAUGCGUCAGAUGGCACAUACGCUGUCGCGCAUUAUGUCCGUCAUGCAUUUGGCCACAAAACAGGGUGCCCAACUCAUAGCUGCCUCAAUUGAAUCGGACAACACAGCUGAGCAUACGAUUGAGCAUUCGAAAUUUUGGGAACUGCUCACACAGGCGUGUGAACGUGUCUACGAACAGGACGAUCGUGGCCCAUCGCAAAACUUCAAGGGUAUGUUAGCGCAGGCAAAUAGCGAUUUGCAACAAAUGGCACAGUAUUUGCUAGAUAAGGAAUACGAGAUCAUGUCCUUGGCGAAUCAAAAGCAAGAGAAACCCAUUUCUCCGAUCAUUUCACGCGCACAACUCAUCAAGAAACAGCUGGAGCAAAAGAAUGUGCUCGCAGCGACACUCGAAAACCGUGAAGCGGAUAUAAAACAAUUGAAGCUGGCGGCCAAACUGAAACAAAACGAGCUUUCUGAGAUGCAAAUACGCAAAGAUUUGGCCGAGAAGAAACUUUCGGUGCUGCAAAGCGAAUAUGAACACACCGUAGAGAAGUGGAAGCGUCAGUAUGAGGAGGCGCAUGCGCAGCUAGAACAAUUGCAAAAGAAGGAGAAGGAGUACGAGGUGACGCUCGAUCAUCUCCAAAGUGACAUUGAAGCGUUGGAGAGUGAGAAGAGCACGUUGCGUGAGAAACUUAAGACAACUGGUGGCGGUCCUAAACGUUUCGCCGACUCCUCACUUACAACGACAAGCAGCAGUGGUGCGGCUUUUGCACAUCACGGCGUUACUGGCAGCACACCAAUCAUUGCUGAGGAGUUGCAACUGCUAAAGACGGUGCUGCACAAUGAACGCAAUACACGCUUACGCAUGCAGGCACAGCAAAUACGUGAAAAACUAAAGAAAUUCGAGCCCAUACAUGUGCCGCAACCGAAGGAUAAACGCAUCACCGAACUGGAAGGCGAGCUGACGCGCAUGAAGCACGCAUGGGCGUUAUCACUCCUACAGGCUGGUCCGAAACCAGAUACAACGGGCAUUGAAUCGAUUGUGGCCAUGCAACGUCGCCAUCAACAAUUGCCCGCCAAAGCAGAGAUCUCAACGCGCGCCAAUCACUUGGCUGCCGAAAUACUCGCCGAAUAUCUGCAACGCAAUCCACAUCGUGCGGCCAAUUGCGAAUUUGCGGCAUUCCCAACGGUGGAGGUGAAACGUGUAUUGAAGAUUUAAGCUUAAGGCCAAAUUAAAGGUAUUGAAUUGAAUGGCUAAAGAACUUUAAGUGCAACUGAGUGGCUUGUGAUGCGGGUUUUUGGGCGCUGCAUUAAAGUAAAUGGUGGCUUUAAGCAUACGCAUAUAUAUAUAUAUGUAUGUAUAUU
Messenger RNA from Ceratitis capitata (Mediterranean fruit fly), 4246 nucleotides. It is a transcript of the gene DCTN1-p150, whose product is annotated as dynactin subunit 1. Bases 306 to 4100 code for a protein of 1264 amino acids. Gene Ontology annotation, cellular component: kinetochore; axon; spindle pole. Gene Ontology annotation, biological process: establishment of mitotic spindle orientation; nuclear migration. Lineage: Eukaryota; Metazoa; Arthropoda; Insecta; Diptera; Tephritidae. The transcript is spliced from 4 exons. The record is from RefSeq and is a predicted model, not a curated record.